AUGGGGUCAAGUUCCUCGUCGUACGCCCCAAAAACAGUCUACCUUGAUGUUGACGGAAGAGUCCAGAGGGUGAUUUUCAGUCGACAUUGCAGUCCCUGUGACGUCAGAGAGCUUCUGUGUUCCUCCUCAAACAUAGCCAGAAACACUGCUAUCCUUUUAGUGGACCACAAAGGAGCUUUGGUUUCUAUCCAUCCUACAAUGCCCGCAAACACUCCCAACACCUUGUAUAAGGUCGUGCCCCAAUCAACAAGUCAAGUUGGAGAGAAAGAGGACAUGUUCCAGAAUGUUCUCUCACAAGUGGCAGAGCAGUUCAGCAGGGCUUUCAGAAUCAAUGAACUGAAGACUGAGGUUACCAACCGGCUGGCCAUGCUGGAGAAGAGAGUGGAACUGGAGGGUUUGAAAGUGGUGGAGAUUGAGAAAUGCAAGAACGAUCUGAAAAAACUGAGGGAUGAGAUGACCUCUAGAGGAGGAGCACGAGUGAACUGCAACUGCAAAUACAACUUCACAGAUGAUGGAAAGAAACUCUCGCCUAGGCGAGAUGUGCCAAGUUAUCCAAAGUACACAUUGUCUCAAGAGACCAUAGAAGCAUUGAAGAAGCCCACCUUUGAUGUCUGGCACUGGGAACAUAAUGAGAUGUUGAGUUGUCUGGAGUAUAUGUACCACGACAUGGGUCUGGUCAAGGAGUUUAACAUGAACCCAAUCACACUCAAACGCUGGCUGUUGAGUAUUCAGGAGAAUUACCGUGACAACCCCUUCCAUAACUUCCGACACUGCUUCUGUGUGAGUCAGAUGAUGUACGGAAUGAUUCAUCUGUGUAAUCUUCAGGAGAGGUUGACUAUGACGGACAUUUGCAUUCUCAUGACAGCAGCAGUGUGUCAUGACCUCGACCACCCGGGAUACAACAACACGUAUCAGAUCAACGCCCGUACGGACCUGGCAGUACGCUACAACGAUAUCUCUCCUCUGGAGAACCACCAUUGCGCGGUAGCUUUCCAGAUCCUCUCCAUGCCCGAAUGCAACAUCUUCGCCAACAUAGAACCUGAAGCCUUCAAACAGAUUAGACAGGCAGUCAUUACCCUUAUUCUGGCCACUGACAUGGCAAGACAUGGGGAGAUACUAGAUUCUUUCAAACAGAAGGUGGACAAUUUUGACUUCACCAAUGAGGACCAUGUUAAAUGCCUGAAGAUGGUCUUGAUUAAGUGCUGUGACAUCUCUAAUGAGGUUCGGCCCACUGAAGUUGCAGAACCUUGGGUGGACUGUCUUCUGGAGGAAUACUUUAUGCAGAGUGACAGAGAGAAGUCUGAGGGACUUCCUGUUGCCCCAUUUAUGGAUCGAGAUAAAGUGACAAAACCCACUGCACAAAUUGGCUUCAUCAAAUUUGUCCUCAUCCCCAUGUUUGAAACAGUCAUGAAGCUCUUUCCUCAGAUUGAGGAGAUCAUGGUCCAGCCACUGCGAGACUCUCGGGAUCAUUACGAAGAACUCAAACAGAUAGAUGACGCCAUGUCAGAGGCACAAAAGAAAAAGACAGAGAGCAUGUCACUAGGUGGAAAGAAGAAAUAG
Molecule: messenger RNA, 1560 nt
Organism: Chanos chanos (milkfish)
Lineage: Eukaryota; Metazoa; Chordata; Actinopteri; Gonorynchiformes; Chanidae
Gene: pde9ab
Product: phosphodiesterase 9ab
Exons: 18
Coding region: 1-1560 (519 amino acids)
Biological process (GO): signal transduction
Molecular function (GO): 3',5'-cyclic-nucleotide phosphodiesterase activity
Source: RefSeq, a predicted model, not a curated record